Molecule: messenger RNA, 9536 nt
Organism: Caretta caretta (loggerhead turtle)
Lineage: Eukaryota; Metazoa; Chordata; Testudines; Cheloniidae
Gene: HEATR5B
Product: HEAT repeat containing 5B
Biological process (GO): endocytosis; intracellular protein localization; retrograde transport, endosome to Golgi
Cellular component (GO): Golgi apparatus; endocytic vesicle; membrane
Source: RefSeq, a predicted model, not a curated record
CCUGGGUGUUUCCAUGGCCCCUAUCUCUGUAGUAUCUGAGGGUCCAAAUGUUAAUGAAUUUAUCCUCAUAUCACCCCUGUAAAGAAGUAUAAUGCUUAUUUUACAGAUGGGGAACCCAAAGCAUAAGUAGUGUGAGUGACUUGUUCAAGGGUCACUCAACAAGUUAGUGGCAGAGCUGGGAAUAGAAUUUGGAUGUCCUUUCCCCCUCUCUCCUGUUCUAAAACUACCAGACAACGAUCCCUCUUUCAACUAUAUACUGCUCUCAAAUAAUGCAUAUCCAUUCAGAAUGCUGCUGCAAAGAUCAUUUUCUUAGCCUGUUGCUUUGACCAUGUCACCCCUCUCUCUGCAUUCUCCCGCUAGUUCCCCCUUCUCUGUCACAUCCAACAUAAACUGCUUGUCUUCCUUUUCAAGGCUAGUUGCAGUCAAUCCCCACCCUACCUAUCAUCUCUCAUUUGCUGUCGAGCUGCCGAUGCUUGUUUCUGAUCAACCACGUGCCGGCCUCCAUUGCCUGCUUAAUUGUUUGAAAACAUAACACAUCCAUUGUUCCUCCUUUGCUGCCUCUCAUGUUUGGGAGGAGCACCCUAUGAACAUUCACAAAGCCACUUCAUUAUCCACCUGCAUAUCCUUCCUCAAGAGUCUUCUCUGUUAUGAUGCCUACAAAAAAGCUUGACAAAAAGUAAUUGUCAAACGGGAAUCAUAGGUCUGAUGCUAUUCAUUAUUUUUAUCAAUGAUUGAGAAGUAAGUAUAAAGUCGGUUAGGAUAAAAUUAGCAGAUGAUACAAAGAUUGGCAGAAGAGUAAAUAAUGAGGAGGACAGGUCAGUCAUAUAGUGUGAUCCGAAUUGUUUGAUAAACUGGGCCCAGUCAAACAGAAGACAUUUUAAUACAGCUAAAUGAAAAGUCAUAUACCUAUAAAAUGAGGACAAGGAGUCCGGUGGCACCUUAAAGACUAACAGAUUUAUUUGAGCAUAAGCUUUCGUGGGUAAAUACCCCACUUCGUCAGAUGCAUGGAGUGAAAAUUACAGAUGCAGACAUAAAUAUGCUGACAUGUGAAGAGAAGGGAGUUACCUCACAAGUGGAGAAUUAGUGUUGACAGGGCCAAUUCGAUUAGGGUGGAUGUAGUCCACUCCCAAUAAUAGAUGAGGAGGUGUCAAUUCCAGGAGAGGCAAAGCUGCUUUUGUAAUGAGCCAGCCACUCCCAGUCCCUAUUCAAGCCCAAAUUAAUGGUGUUAAAUUUGCAAAUGAAUGUUAGUUCUGCUGUUUCUCUUUGAAGUCUGUUUCUGAAGUUUUUUUGUUCAAGUAUAGCUACUUUCAAAUCUGUUACAGAAUGUCCAGGAAGAUUGAAGUGUUCUCCUACUGUCUUUUGUAUGUUACCAUUCCUGAUGUCGGAUUUGUGUCCAUUUAUUCUUUUACGUAGGGAAUGUCCGGUUUGGCCAAUGUACAUGGCAGAGGGGCAUUGCGGGCACAUGAUGGCAUUUAUAACAUUAGUAGACGUGCAGAUGAAUGAGCCUCUGAUGGUGUGGCUGAUGUGGUUGGGUCCUUUGAUGGUGUCGCUAGAGUAGAUAUGGGGACAGAGUAGGCAACGAGGUUUGCUACAGGGAUUGGUUCCUGGUGUUUCUAUGUUUCUAUGGUGUUUCUAUGGUGUGGUGUGUAUUUGCUUCAGGUUGGGCGGCUGUCUGUAAGCGAGGACUGGCUUCCCAAGGUCUGGGCGAGUGAGGCAUCGUUUUCCAGGAUAGGUUGUAGAUUGCUGAUAAUGUGCUGGAGAAGUUUUAGCUGGGGGCUGUACGUGAUGGCCAGUGGUAUUCUGUUAUUUUCCUGGUUGGGCCUGUUCUGCAGUAGGUGAUUUCUGGGUACCUAUUUCGCUCUGUCAAUCUGUUUCCUCACUUCCCCAGGUGGGUAUUGUAGUUUUAAGAAUGCUUGUUAAAGAUCUUGUACGUGUUUGUCUCUGUCUGAGGGGUUGGAGCAAAUUUGGUUGUAUCUUGGGGCUUUGCUGUAGACAAUGGAUUGUGUGAUGUGUGCUGGAUGGAAGCUGGAGGCAUGUAGGUAAGUAUAGUGGUCAGUAGGUUUCUGGUAUAGGGUGGUGUUUAUGUGACCAUCAAUUAUUUGCACUGUAUGUGCCAGCAAUGCCCCUCUGCCAUGCCCAUUUCUUGCAUUUAAUUUCCCUGCUUUUUAUCUUUAAGGAGAAAAAUAAAAAGGGAGAAGGAAAUAGGAGAAAUAGAAAAGUAGGAAAAAGAAAAAAGUGUAGGAUCUGCAGAGUACUUCUCUCUGGGUUUAUAAAUUAUCUGGUAUGUGGAUGAAGUUACACUUGGUGAAAUGCAUGUUUCAUACAACUAUACUGCUCUAGUUCUAUGAAACACAAUUUAUGGACUAUGUACUUCGUGCAGGAGACCCCUUCAACUGGAAAGGGUAAAAGCUUCCUGGAUCUCCUCACAAAUCAAAGAGAAGAUUCCCAGACUUCUUCACAAGGCCCCAUGGAGUAUUCUUCUCCAUGGUAUCCAGUAUCUUGGAGAGGUUAAAGGGAUAAUCAAGAUCAUGGAUGGGAAGGGAAGGGAAGUAGAGUCUCCUGACUGAGACAAUACAGGAGUCUACAGUGAAGUCAGAGUUUAAAUAAGGAUGGAGCUGGCUCAUAGUUUGUUGCUAAAUGAAGAAGCUUUGGCUCAAAUCACAGAAGCAAAGAGGCCGGUCUUUAUUUUUGAGUGGUUGCGAUUUCUGGAUAAAGUGCUUGUAGCGGCCAACAAGACAGAUGUCAAGGAAAAACAAAAGAAGCUUGUGGAACAGUUAACUGGACUCAUCAGCAGUUCCCCUGGGCCACCCACACGUAAAUUACUGGCUAAAAAUCUUGCCGCUCUCUAUAGCAUUGGCGAUACAUUUACUGUCUUUCAGACGCUUGAUAAAUGUAAUGACAUUAUCAAGAAUAAAGAUGAUACUUCUGCCUAUUUACCGACCAAACUGGCUGCAGUGGCAUGUGUUGGAGCUUUUUAUGAGAAAAUGGGCAGGAUGCUGGGCAGUUCUUUUCCAGAAACAGUUAAUAAUCUCUUAAAGUCUCUGAAAAAUGCAGAGUCUCAGGGCCGAAGUGAAAUAUUAAUGAGUUUACAGAAAGUUCUAAAUGGAUUGGGUGGUGCAGCAGCUUCAUGCCACCGUGAUACUUAUAAGAAUGCACGAUCUCUGCUGACGGAUAGAUCUAUGGCUGUACGAUGUGCAGUAGCGAAGUGCCUACUGGAACUACAGAAUGAAGCUGUAUUUAUGUGGACUGCAGAGCUAGAAAAUGUAGCAACACUCUGCUUUAAAGCUCUGGAAAACUCAAACUAUGGUGUACGAGUUGCAGUGUCGAAUCUUUUGGGGACGGUCAUGGCUACAGCGUUGAUACCAAAACAAGCAACAGUGAUGCGUCAGAAUGUGAAGCGGGCUACACUGGAGGAAGUCUUGGAACUUAUGGCCACAGGGUUUCUUCGAGGAGGGUCAGGAUUCCUAAAAAGUGGUGGUGAGAUGUUGAAAGUAGGAGGGUCUGUCAAUCGGGAAGUUCGAGUUGGUGUCACACAGGCAUAUGUUGUCUUUGUUACAACGCUAGGCGGACAGUGGUUGGAGCGCAAUUUUGCUACGUUUUUGUCCCAUGUCCUGGAUCUGGUGUCCCAUCCUCGUGCAACUCAGACUCAUGUAGAGGCAGUAUACUCUCGAAGAUGUGUGUCCUUUAUCCUGAGAGCAACCGUAGGUAGUUUAUUAGGGGAGAAAGCACAGAUUGCAGCUGCCAAAGAUAUUUGUCAAGCCAUUGGUAAACAAAUGAAGGCAGUGGAAGCAGUUGUGAAUGAUACUAACGGCGAAAAUAAAUCAGGAGCUGCUGACGUAGCUGCAAGCCAACAUGUGAUGGUGUGUGCCCUUCAAGAGCUGGGUAGCCUGGUUCAGAGCCUGAACGCCACUGCAUCUCCACUCAUACAAGAACCCUCUAUAGGGCUACUGGAGACGGUAACCUCAGUUCUUCUUCAUCCAAGCAUGGCUGCUCGACUAGCUGCUGCAUGGUGCUUGCGCUGUGUAGCUGUGGCAUUGCCUUUUCAGUUGACUCCAUUUCUGGAUAGGUGCGCUGAAAGGCUCAACAAUCUGAAGACCUCACCAGAAGCAGUUAGUGGCUACAGUUUUGCAAUGGCUGCUUUACUAGGUGGAGUGCAUCAGUGUCCCUUAGGUAUUCCUCAUGCAAAGGGAAAAAUGGUAGUCAGUAUUGCUGAGGAUCUGUUACGAACUGCUGCUCAAAAUAGCAGACUGUCCUUACAGCGCACUCAAGCUGGGUGGCUUUUACUUGGUGCACUUAUGACUUUAGGUCCUUCAGUUGUUCGGUACCAUCUACCUAAGAUGCUGCUGCUAUGGCGAAAUGUAUUUCCUCGUUCUCUAAAGGAGCUGGAAGCAGAGAAAGCCCGAGGAGACUCUUUUACCUGGCAAGUAACGUUGGAAGGUCGUGCUGGAGCUCUGUGCGCUAUGAGGAGUUUUGUUGCUCACUGUCCUGAGCUCCUUACUGAAGAUGUGAUCAGAAAAUUAAUGACACCCAUAGAAUGUGCCAUGACAAUGAUGUCACACAUUCCAUCGGUAAUUAAAGCCCAUGGAGCUCAUCUUAAAGCUAGUGCAGCUAUGGUCCGUUUAAGACUUUAUGACAUUUUGGCUUUGUUACCUCCAAAAACGUAUGAAGGAUCAUUUAAUGCACUCCUUCGGGAACUAGUGGCAGAAUUCACUUUGACAGACAAUUCUGCUAAUACAACUACAUCGCUGCUUAGAUCUCUUUGCCACUAUGACGACAGCGUUCUUCUUGGCUCUUGGCUGCAGGAAACAGAUCAUAAAUCAAUUGAAGAUCAGCUUCAGCCAAACAGUGCAUCUGGAAGUGGUGCUUUGGAGCAUGACCCGUCUUCCAUUUAUUUGCGCAUCCCAGCUGGUGAAGCUGUGCCUGGCCCCCUUCCCCUGGGAGUAUCCGUCAUUGAUGCCUCUGUGGCGCUCUUUGGUGUGGUUUUUCCUCAUGUUUCUUACAAACACAGGCUACAAAUGUUGGAUCACUUUGCUGAAUGUGUCAAACAGGCUAAAGGUGUCCGUCAACAAGCUGUGCAGCUUAAUAUCUUCACUGCUGUUCUCAGUGCAUUGAAGGGUUUAGCUGAGAAUAAAAGCACAUUAGGACCAGAAGAAGUCCGCAAAUCUGCUCUGACAUUGGUUAUGGGUGCUCUUGACAAUCCUAAUCCCAUUUUGAGAUGUGCAGCAGGAGAGGCACUUGGCAGAAUGGCUCAGGUAGUUGGAGAAGCAACUUUCAUCGCCAGAAUGGCUCAGUUCAGCUUUGACAAGUUAAAAUCUGCUCGAGAUGUUGUGUCAAGAACUGGUCAUUCGUUGGCUCUUGGCUGUCUCCAUCGUUAUGUGGGUGGAAUAGGUUCUGGACAGCAUCUGAAAACCAGUGUCAGUAUUCUGUUGGCGUUGGCACAAGAUGGGACCUCACCUGAAGUCCAGACUUGGUCUCUCCAUUCACUUGCCUUGAUAGUGGACUCUAGUGGGCCAAUGUACCGGGGAUAUGUGGAGCCUACUCUGUCUCUAGUUCUUACCCUGCUCUUGACAGUUCCACCAUCGCAUACAGAAGUACAUCAGUGUUUGGGCCGAUGUCUUGGGGCUAUAAUAACUACGGUUGGCCCUGAGCUGCAAGGUAAUGGAGCUACUAUUUCAACAAUCCGCUCUUCGUGCUUGGUGGGAUGUGCAAUCACACAAGAUCACUCGGACUCUCUUGUUCAGGCAGCUGCCAUAUCCUGCCUUCAACAGCUUCACAUGUUUGCACCCCGCCAUGUCAACCUCUCCAGUCUGGUUCCCAGCCUUUGUGUUCACUUGUGCAGUUCUCACUUAUUGCUCCGUCGGGCUGCAGUGGCAUGUUUGCGGCAACUUGCACAGAGGGAAGCAGCAGAAGUGUGUGAAUACGCCAUGAGCUUAGCGAAAAAUGCUGGUGACAAAGAGAAUAGUGGCAUCAAUAUUAACCCUUUUGCACCAGGAGUUGGUUCUCGGCGGGAUAUUCAUUGUCGGCAUCAAGGAGUUAAUAUAACAGAGACUGGCCUCGAGGGGGUUCUUUUUGGAAUGUUAGAUCGGGAGACCGAUCGAAAGCUGUGUUCUGAUAUUCAUGAUACCUUGGGACAUAUGCUUUCAUCCCUGGCAGUGGAAAAACUUUCACACUGGCUAAUGCUAUGUAAGGAUGUCCUAGCAGCCUCCAGUGACAUGAGCACUGCAGCUCCUUUGGGAGGAGGAAAGGAUGAAGAAUUGGAGAAGAAAGAUGAGAUGGAUGAUGACACAAUGUUUACUACUCUGGGUGAAGAGGAUAAAUCGAAGCCUUCUGUGGCUCCUCGCUGGGCCACUCGUGUAUUUGCUGCCGAUUGCCUGUGUCGAAUUAUCAUGCUGUGUGAGAAUGCGAAUAAGGCUCACUUUGAUCUGGCCAUGGCCCGUUCAGCCAAACUCAGAAACCCUAAAAAUGAUCUUUUAGUGCUCCAUCUCUCCGACCUCAUCCGUAUGGCAUUCAUGGCUGCAACUGAUCACAGCAACCAGCUGCGGAUGGCUGGUCUCCAGGCACUUGAAGACAUUAUCAAGAAAUUUGCAUCAGUUCCUGAGCCAGAGUUUCCAGGUCAUGUGAUACUGGAGCAGUAUCAGGCUAAUGUUGGAGCUGCUCUAAGACCAGCUUUUUCCCAAGAUACCCCUUCUGACAUAACAGCAAAAGCCUGCCAGGUAUGUAGCACAUGGAUAGGAAGUGAGGUUGUAAGUGACCUGAAUGAUCUUCGUCGAGUUCACAAUCUCCUUGUCUCCUCCCUGGACAAAGUGCAAGCAGGAAAGGGGUCUUCCAGUCAGCUUUACCGAGAGAGUGCCACGACUAUGGAAAAACUGGCAGUCCUGAAAGCCUGGGCUGAGGUGUAUGUUGUAGCUAUGAAAAUUAAAAAGGAAGCAGAGACCAAACCAAAGCGAGCAAUAAAGAAUACGGAUGAUGAUGAGGAGGAUUUUGGUACUGUAGAUGAGCUACCGCCAGACAGUUUGAUAACACUUGUACAACCUGAGCUGCCUAUCCUGAGUCGCCUUUGGCUAGCUGCAUUGAAAGACUAUGCUCUUUUGACUUUACCAGCUGAAUUUGCUAGUCAGCUUCCACCAGAUGGUGGAGCAUUUUACACUCCAGAGACAAUCGAUACAGCUAGACUGCACUACCGGAACUCCUGGGCUCCAAUCCUACAUGCAGUAGCACUCUGGCUAAACAGUGCAGGAUUUAAUGCUUCUGAGUCACCAGAAGAAGCAGCUUCAGCAAUGCCUAAUUCACAGAAACGUGCCUCGUCCAUUAUGUUAAACCAGGCACCUGGAACACCAUCUACCACUAAAUCUUUGCCAGAGAUAAAUAAAGAUAGAAUGCACUUAAUUUUAGGUGUUAGUAUACAAUUCCUCUGUUCCCCCAGGCCUGAGGAGCCUGUUGAACAUGUCACGUCUUGUUUACGAGCACUGCAUACUUUACUGGAUUCCCCUUGUGCUAGAAUUCAUAUUGCAGAGGAUCAGCUCCUUGGUGUUGAACUUCUGAGUGUGCUGCAUCGACUCUUAUUGACCUGGGAUCCUCCUUCAGUCCAGCUGCUAGUUACAGGAGUUGUCCAGCAGAUAGUGAGAGCAGCUCAAGAUUACUUGCAAGAAAAAAGGAAUACUCUAAAUGAAGAUAACAUAAAGGAAAAAGAAAUGUGCCUUGCGUUAGGAGAAGGUGGUGAGACUGGUGGUCUUGAGCCUGGAAAGUCUCUUGUCUUUGCAGCCAUGGAACUACUAAUGUUUAUCCUAGUACGGCAUAUGCCACAUCUAAGCCCAAAAAUGUCAGACUCUCCAAGUCAUGUUUCUGCCAAACCUCAGCUCUCUGAAGAAAGUGCUCGCCUUGUGGCUGCCACAGUUACCAUCCUAUCUGACCUGCCUUCUCUAUGCUCUCCAGCAGGAUGUAUGACAAUAUUACCUACAAUCCUGUUUCUGAUUACAAGAGUAUUGAAAGAAACUGCAGUAAAAUCAGUGGAUAAUCAGGUCUCGCCACCAGUCAGCGCAGCUCUUCAGGCGAUAAAAACUACUGUAACUCUUCCAAUGGCCAAGACUGAGGAAACUCAUAAGCAAUGGACCAGUCUUAUCCGCAGCACUCUGGCAUCUAUCUUGGAAUACUCCCAACCAGCCUUUUCUUUUUGUUUUUCAGAAGGCACCAAGUCUAUUCUUGAUGAAGUAAGCAUGCUUACAGCCAUUGCUCUCUUCCUUUGGUCUGCAAGUACAGAAAUAAUUGGAGUGCUGUCCUUACAGAACGGCUGCAUUAACAGAUUUAAAAACGCAUUGAAUUCCUGUGAUCCUUGGGUUCAAGCCAAGUGUUAUCAGCUUCUACUUUCUGUAUUCCAACACACCAACCGUGCCCUGUCAACUCCAUACAUCCAUUCACUGGCACCAAUAAUGGUUGAGAAACUGAAAGCUGUAGAAAGUAAUCGUCCAAACAGCAACACAGAGCUUUUAGCAGUCCAGGAAGGAAUUAAAGUCCUUGAAACAUUGGUUGCCCUUGGUGAGGAGCAGAAUAGAGUCCAGUUGCUUGCUCUUCUAGUUCCAACUCUGAUCUCUUAUUUACUGAAUGAAAAUGCUUUUGCUUCUGCAUCUACAGUAUCGAAAGAUCUUCAUGAAUUUGCACUCCAGAAUUUAAUGCACAUUGGUCCCCUCUACCCUCAUGCUUUCAAGACAGUAAUGGGAGCUGCUCCUGAAUUGAAAAUACGUCUAGAAACUGCAGUCCGUGCAAGUCAGGCCAGCAAAGCAAAAGCAGCUGCCAGGCAACCACCACCCACAAUACAUUCUGUCCCAACAAUUAAACUUAAAACUAGCUUUUUUUGAAUUGUUGUUAUUUUUAGGAUCAUACCUACAAUUAAAAGUCAGAAGCACUACAUCAUUCCUUAUGUGCUACUGCAUAUAUGUCUGUAUUUUGCAUUGUUUGUAUGUCAGAGGCAAUCUAAUAGCUUUAUGUGUAAUUACUUGAAAUUUGUGCAUUAUAAGGGAAGAAGCGUUACAAGUAUUUAUACAGAUUUUUAAGAAAUUGAAUUUGUUUGAUCAUAUUUGUGAAUGUAUGUUAUAAAUUAUCCACCAAAAAAGUAUCAUCUGUCCUCCUAAUUUGUGUUUAUUUUUAGAAUACUGAUUCAAACCUUGCAAAUGCAAGUGUUUUUAAAAGCUAGUUAAUGCUAUCCCACUGUUGUACCAGCACACUAACACAGCAGGGUUGCAGUGGGUGGAGAAACCAGUGUUCAGUAUUUACUAUUUAUCUUUGGAAAUUUCAGGUGUAAUAAUCACUUUUUUCUUUUAAAAAAGAACCCCACAAACCUGGUGAAGUUGGGGCAUAUCAAACAUAUAAUUCAUUUCAGGUCAUAUGAAAUACAAAAAAAUCAGGAGUUGGAAAAGAUUGUUUAUCUUGGAAAAGACUGCAAUCAAGCAUGCUGUCAAAAUAAGAUGUUAUUAACUUUGUGGUAUAUCUCUUUCAGAUCAGUUUCCAUGCCUGAGAGUUAAUAAAAGGAUUCAAAGAACCAA